AUGAGUGUGAGUAAUCGUAAAGGAUUAUUGGCCAGUGUUCGUAACUAUCCAACAGGAGUAUUUUUCAUGCUUGGCAAUGAAUUCUGUGAACGUUUUAGUUUUUAUGGAAUGCGAGCAGUUUUAAUACUUUAUCUUAUCAAUGAACAUCACUUUAGUGAAAGUCAGGCAUCGGUUUUUUAUCACUUAUUCGUAGCAUUUGCUUAUAUCUCACCGUUGUUCGGUUCUGUCGCAGCGGAUAAUUAUUUCGGUCGAUUUCGAGUGAUACUUUGGAUGUCUGCUAUUUAUGUGAUUGGUCAUGCAUUGUUAUCAGUUGGUGCCAUACCAGAACUGGUUGAAAAUAUUCGCAUGAUAUUUGAUUUCGGUGGAUUAGCCAUUAUCGCUUUUUCUACCGGUGGCAUAAAACCGUGUGUUUCAGCAUUCGCUGCUGAUCAGUUUGAAGAAAAGCAAGUAGAUGAAAGGAAUCAAUUUUUCUCAUUUUUCUAUUUUGCAAUUAAUGCUGGCUCUUUGCUGGCAAUUUUAACAACACCGAUAUUACGAGGACGAGUGAAAUGUUUUGGUUCCGAAUAUUGUUUUCCAUUGGCAUUUGGUGUUCCCGGUGCACUGAUGCUACUGGCCUUCUUUUUGUUUCUAGCCGGUUGGCGAUAUUAUAAAAUAGUGCCACCUGGAAAGGGUAACGUCGUAUUCAGUGUCAUUAGUUGCAUUUGUUACGCAGCUCGAAGAAAAUUAUGCAGCAUUAGGAGUAGACAAGAUAAAGUUGAACAUUGGCUUGAUUAUGGUGCGCCCAAAUAUAACAAUCAUUUCUUACGCGGUGUCAAAAGUUUAGUGGCUGUUUCAAUUCUGUUCAUUCCAGUUGUGCUUUUUUGGGCAUUAUUCGAUCAACAGGGUAGUACAUGGGUGUUGCAAGCUCGUCGUAUGGAUGGUCGUGUUGGUCCAUUUACAAUACUGCCAGAUCAAAUGAAUACCCUUAAUCCGCUCUUUGUCCUUAUUACAGUACCCAUAUUUGAAGCAUGGAUUUAUCCAAUGGUUCAAAGAAUUUGUAAAGUAACACCGCUUCGGAAAAUGGCUACCGGUGGUUGUUUUGCAGCUCUGGCUUUUGUAAUGGCGGGAAUAUUGCAAUUAAAAGUGAACAAAACGAUGGAAUCACAUCCGGAAAACGGUAAAGUGAUCCUGCAAGUGUUUGGUGAUUCGUCACAUUCGUAUCAAAUUAAUGGAACAACACUUACCAGUGGAAAGAUUGAUUUAUUAGAAGGUUUUUAUACCGUAACAUCGAAUUCGAAUGAAGAAAGUUUCCAAUUGAAUUUAUCAAGUAGUAUGGGAUUUGGAUAUGUCCUUGGAUUAUUUCGAUCAUCUCGAGAUAAGAGCAGUUUUUCUUCUUUUCCCUAUAGUUAUGAGAAAACUGAAAACGGAGGAACCCGUUUGUAUCUGUUAGUGUCGGAUGACUCCAUUUUAGCGAACGGAAGUUUUUACAUUGUUGAUGUCCACGGGAACAUCCAUCAGAAAUCAGUUAUCAAAUCAGGUCAACAUUUGGAUAUCCGUCCAGCACUGAUCAGUUCACCAAAAUAUAUGUUAAAAAUUGGUCCUGGUAAUUGUUUGGUUACUGAUUGCCCAUACAAUUAUACUAUUUACGCAGAAGCUGGUGGCGCUUAUGUCGCAUAUAUCACUGAGGAUAUCAUUAAUGUUUACACUGUGGUCCGGUCAAACACCGUCAGCAUCCUUUGGCAACUACCUCAAUUUUUUGUCAUAACAGUUGGUGAAGUGCUAUUUUCAGUAACUGGCUUAGAAUUCUCAUACUCACAAGCACCAUCAGAUAUGAAAUCUGUAUUACAGGCUAUUUGGUUGAUGACCGUAUUCCUGGGUAAUGUGAUAAAUACGCUAAUUUUCGGAUCGGAUAUUGUUACCGAACCGGCAACCAAAUUUUUUGUCUAUGCUUUGAUGACGAUUAUUGUAAUUGGAAUAUUUAUUGGACUUGCAAUUAGAUAUAACUACAAUAACUAUACAGAAGACGGAGAUGCACAGAUGAAAUCUAUCAAAAACCCAUCAUCUCAUGGAAAUGUAAGAAAAAGUGGCAUACCUUUCGACAAUAAUCCAUCAUAA
Molecule: messenger RNA, 2094 nt
Organism: Acanthocheilonema viteae
Lineage: Eukaryota; Metazoa; Nematoda; Chromadorea; Rhabditida; Onchocercidae
Source: the annotation of a GenBank genome assembly